UCCUUGGCUGACACAGAGAGGACAGGUUAAGCCACAAUCGCGUUCACAUAGGUUUGACCCUCUCUAGUCUUCGUAGAAAGGAGUCAGGUAUCCGCUUCCUCGGCUUUCCCGGGAGGCACCACGGAAACGAAACUGAAUCAGGCUCCUCCCACUAUCUGCAGAGUGACCCAAUCAAGGCCCAGCCCGGGCUGAUCGCGUGCCCGGUGUCAUGGCGGCCUGCAGGCAUUGCUGCUGCUCGUGCCUCCGGCUCCGGCCGCUUAGCGGUGGUCCGCUCCGUCUGCCAGGGCGGAAUCGCACACUCACCCAAUUGCAGGUGCGAGCACUAUGGGGUGGCUCGGGGUCCCGAACCGUGGCUGUGGACUUAGACAGCAGAAAAUUAGAAAUAUCCUCUGGAAAACUGGCCAGAUUUGCAGAUGGCUCUGCUGUAGUACAGUGUGGAGACUGUAAAACAAAACCUUCACCUUCCCAGUUCAUGCCCUUAGUGGUUGACUAUAGACAGAAGGCUGCUGCAGCAGGUAGAAUUCCCACAAACUAUCUUAGAAGAGAGAUUGGAUCUUCUGAUAAAGAAAUUCUCACAAGUCGAGUAAUAGAUCGUUCAAUUAGACCUCUCUUUCCAGCUGGUUACUUUUAUGAUACACAGAUCCUUUGUAAUCUGUUAGCAGUAGAUGGUGUUAAUGAGCCUGAUGUCCUAGCAAUUAAUGGUGCUUCUGUAGCCCUCUCGUUAUCAGAUAUUCCUUGGAAUGGACCUAUUGGGGCAGUACGAAUAGGAAUGAUUGAUGGAGAAUGUAUUGUUAACCCAACACGAAAAGAAAUGUCUUCUAGUACUUUAAAUUUAAUAGUUGCUGGAGCACCUAAAAGUCAGAUUGUCAUGUUGGAAGCCUCUGCAGAGAAUAUUUUGCAGCAGGACUUUUGCCAUGCUAUCAAAGUGGGAGUAAAAUAUACACAACAAAUAAUUCAGGGCAUCCAGCAGCUGGUGAAAGAAAUUGGUGUUACCAAGAGGACACCUCAGAAGUUGUUUAUCCCUUCACCAGACAUUGUGAAACACGCUCAUAAAUUCGCCAUGGAAAAACUCUAUGCAGUUUUUACAGAUCAUGAACAUGAUAAAAUUUCCAGAGAUGAAGCUAUUAACAAGAUAAGAUUAGAUACAGAGGAACAACUAAAAGAAAAAUUUCCAGAAGUAGAUUCAUAUGAAAUAAUUGAAUCCUUCAAUGUUGCUGCAAAGGAGGUUUUUAGAAGUAUUAUUUUGAAUGAGUACAAAAGAUGUGAUGGUCGAGAUUUGACUUCACUUAGGAAGAUAAAUUGUGAGGUAGAUAUGUUUAAAAUUCUUCAUGGAUCAGCAUUAUUUCAAAGGGGACAAACACAGGUGCUUUGUACUGUUACAUUUGAUUCAUUAGAAUCCAGCAUUAAGUCAGACCGAAUUAUAACAGCUAUAAAUGGGAUAAAAGAUAAAAAUUUCAUGCUGCAUUAUGAGUUUCCUCCUUAUGCAACUAAUGAAAUUGGCAAAGUCACUGGUGUAAACAGAAGAGAACUUGGUCAUGGUGCUCUUGCUGAGAAAGCUUUGUAUCCCGUUAUUCCUAAAGAUUUUCCCUUCACCAUAAGAGUCACAUCUGAAGUACUAGAGUCAAAUGGAUCAUCUUCUAUGGCAUCUGCAUGUGGCGGAAGUUUAGCAUUAAUGGAUGCAGGGGUUCCAAUUUCAUCUGCUGUCGCAGGUGUGGCAAUAGGAUUGGUUACCAAAAACAAUGCUGACAAGGGUGAAAUAGAAGAUUAUCGUUUGCUGACAGAUAUUCUGGGAAUUGAAGAUUACCAUGGUGAUAUGGAUUUCAAAAUAGCCGGCACUAGUAAGGGAAUAACUGCAUUACAGGCUGAUAUUAAAUUACCUGGAAUACCAGUAAAAAUUGUAAUGGAGGCCAUUCAGCAAGCCUCAGUGGCAAAGAAGGAGAUAUUACAGAUUAUGAACAAAGCUAUUUCAAAACCUCGAGCAUCUAGAAAAGAAAAUGGACCUGUUGUAGAAACUAGCAUUAAACUUUACUAUAUAAAACUAUUUUUUUUAAAAGGAGUCACAAUUAGUCAGGUGGACGAAGAAACAUUUUCUGUAUUUGCUCCAACACCCAGUGCUAUGCAUGAAGCAAGAGAUUUCAUUACUGAAAUCUGCAAAGAUGAUCAAGAGCAGCAAUUAGAAUUCGGAGCAGUGUAUACCGCCACAAUAACUGAAAUCAGAGACAGUGGAGUUAUGGUUAAACUAUAUCCAAAUAUGACUGCUGUACUGCUUCACAACACACAGCUUGAUCAACGGAAGAUUAAACAUCCCACUGCUUUAGGAUUAGAAGUUGGCCAAGAAAUUCAGGUGAAAUACUUUGGACGUGAUCCAGCUGAUGGAAGAAUGAGGCUUUCUCGUAAAGUGCUCCAGUCUCCAGCUACAACUGUCGUCAAAACUUUAAAUGAAAGAAGCAGUAUCAUAAUGGGAGAAUCUGUUUCACAGUCAUCAUCUAAUUCUUCCCGCUUUAUUCUUCUAUGCAAAUGGAUUUUCAGAGCAUGGGGCAAAGAUGGCGAUUCCAUAGGAAGUUACUUGUCUCUGAGUUCAAAUUCUCCUGGAGGAGAAAAUGAUAGGCUCAGCUUGAGAAAGGUGUCAAACCUGAGUAGGAUUGCCAGAUAAAAUUAACAGAAUGCCAACUGAAAUUGGAAUUUCAGGUAAAUGAAUGUUCAGUGUAAGUAUGGCCCAUGCAAUAUUUGGGAUAUACUUAUAUUAAAAUUUUUGUUUAUUUGAAUUCAAAUUUAACUAGGUGUGCUAUAUUUUUGUUUGCUCAAUCUCGUAACCCUAAGUCUAGUACAAGCAACUAGUCAAGAGAAUUCUCAGAUGCCCACUCCUGAGAAGGGAGAAUGUUCAGAAAGAGUAGGCUGAGCCGAUACCAAGAUACUGCAGAACAAAUAUAAAAAGAAAAUGGAUAGACUUAUAUUACUCAGAAUGGGAUGUAGGUGGAAUGUGAAGGGAACAGAAAGAAGGAGGUAUAGCCGAGGAUUUCAGCCUGAAGGUUGUGAAGACAGUAGGAUCUGUGACAUGAAUAGUAAACCUAGAGGGUCAAAGCAGUUAUUGAAGAGAAAGGUGUCAGACUAAAUGUAAGUGUGAAGUCACCAACCAACAUAUUGGCUGGAUAUUCAUCUGAAUAUCCUAGAAAGCAGUUGGGACAUAAGUAACUUAUGCAGAGAUAAUAUUUUUAAAACAAUCCCAGUUUUACCAUCUCAGGCAUAUCUCAAAUCACUGUAACAGUUUCAAAAUACUCUGAAACUUACAAAAUUAAUUUAAAGGUAAUUAAAACUCCCUAUUAUGAGCACAGUACUAAGCUAUCGGAUAGUUUGUUUCCUACCGAUACAUAUACAUAGUCUAAUAUAUAGAGUUAACCAAUUUAUGAAAGGCAGGCUCAUGAGCACUCUAGUUGAGGUUUUAAAAAGUCAUAAAAAAUGGGGAAAGAAUAGGUUAAUUCUACCUGGAAGAAAAAGUGGAAGUUGCUAAGACAUGGACUUUGAAAAGGAUUUCAAUAUGGAGAGGUGAUAUCUGAGCUGCACUUUAAAGGAUGAUUAUAAAGGGAAAGUCUGCUGAUGGAGUGGAAACAGUUUUAUCAGUAGAUAAAGAAGACAGUAAAUAGAGGUCAGACUGUAGAGGGGUUUAGAAUAUUAGACUUAGGACUCUGAACUUUAUUCUGCAUGUGUUGGUAAACACUGAAGAAUACCCAACAUUUCAUGGAAACCAAAACUGCUUAUUUGGCUAUAGUUUUGAUACAGUUUUAUGGCUAUACAUUUUAAUGCAAUUGCCAAGGACUCAUAGAUUAGAAGAGGUGAUAUUUUUUAAAAAGCAUAAAAAUAUUACCAUUAUCAUUUAUGAAAACAGGCAAAUUAUCUUAAUAAAAUUUUGGAAAUAGCUAUCAGGACCAAGUAGAUCUGUGGGAAUGCAAAGAUGGACAGGCAUAUAAUCUCUAUAAUGAAUUACAGAGAAAAACCAUAUGAUAACAAGAUGCAAAAGAGGCAAUUUAUAGACUUCAAUGUACAUUUCCUAGAGAAUUUCGAAUAUUAGGAAAUGUCCUUAACUUGGUAAAUGGUAUCUAUCAGAAAUUAAGAAUAUGUAUACAACACUGGAGAUGUUGCCAUUGAAGUGAGGAAGAAAAUAGUCAUCACUAUAACUCUCAUUAGUGUUCUGAGGUCCUAAACAACAUGAUAAGAUUAAAAAGAGGUGGAGGAGUACAAAAACAUCUACAGAUAACCAUCUGAAAAACACUAAGUUGCUAUAAAACAAUGUGUUAGAACUAGUAAGUGAGCAGUGGCCACAUAGGUUUGCCAAAAUAAACUGCUGUCUUCUCCAGCAGUCAAACGUUGCCGUGGUAUGAGCUCAUUUCCACUUCUCACACUUUUUUCACGUUUUGAAGAGCUAUGUCAGCAGUGAGUUUGCCCCAUCCCCUGGGGUCCUGGCCAGGGUUAAAUCUUAUGUCCCAAAACGUAUCUCAAGUCAAUGAAAUUUUUAUUAGCCAGACUUAACCUCCAACCCCCUUGAUCAAGCACCCUCAAAAUCCAAUCCCAAGUGUACUUCUCUGGCUCCUGCUAGUACAUGCUAGCUUAUUUCAGUUACUUCAGUGUGUAGUCUUCUUCCUACCUUAUCAGGCCCAGCAGUCCCCAGCAGAGUAUGCCGAGGUUACCUAACUCUAGUUACCACAGCCUCUCAGCUAAGAGAAGAAACGGGAGCAACUAUGGAAGAGGUCUUUCUGCAAAGGGGUGGGCAGUGUUACCUCUUGCUAGGUAUUAUGAGCCAUUUCUGCAAGCCCUGAGGACCCAAGGGUGUCUACAGAGCCAAAAUCCUCAGGGACACCAUCCCUAGUUUCAAAGCUUCAGACUUUUCCCAACCAGGGCCCUAGAUGCAUAGCAGACCUCCCUAGGCUGAACAUUCUAACACCUUUAGAGCUCUGUAACUGUCAAAUCUCAUGUCUGUUCUUCCACUGCAGGGCCUCUUAUGAAGCCUAAAGUGUCGCCCUGGCUCCCAAACUUAGUUCUUAACUGUAUUAAGCGCCUCAUUUCAUUUUCCUUCUGCAAGGCAAUAGUACAACUUAAUCUAUCCUUGUAAGCAUUGUUUCCCCAUUUUUUUCAAAUCCUGAAUCACUGAAUAGGCAACAGCAUUCUUCCUCCUUCUAGGAUGUUUUCCUAGGUCACUACUGGUGUAGUCAGUAGUCACUUUGUGCCAGAGGCUAAGUAAACCAUUCCCCAAACCCCAUCUUACUGCCUGAUUUCUGGCACCCCUCCCCAUAUUACCAAUGUCAGUUCUGUCCUCAGAGAGGCAUAUGCCAAUAAAGGAUUAGUCAUACAAGAUACUGACUGGGGGAAAUGUCUGUGAAGGAUAAAAUAAGUGGGCUCAGGAAUUGACAAGGAGAGCCCACAUACCACAGUGCAAGUCUGACCUCUGUAAAAGGAGGGAGGGAAGGAAAUACUGGAUAGAAAGAACUUCAGACUAUUGUAAUUCCAAGAAAGUCUCAUUCAGGCUAGUAAGUUCCUCAAGCCAAAGAUGCCCAUUUUAGAGGAGUUCUGCUUUGGACAGCAAGGACAAAUUUUGUACCCCUGCUAUGCUCAAUCACCGGCUGGGAGCAGCUGGAGCUAUCUGUGGCUUCAGCACAAACAUAAUGGUGUAUCCAAAAGGGUGGCAGCUGGCUGUCAACUAUGUUCCCCAAAGCAAGUUCUCUUUAAGGAGAUGUGAGUGGUGUACUUAUGGCCACCACACCAAAUAUCAAAACAAAUUACAGCAAUUAAAACUCAUACUAGAGUUGAUCAAAUAAAAUAAUGGAAAAAUAAUGAAUUCAGACUUAAAUCCAGAUAUAUGUAUAUAAUUGUGUGUGUCUGUGAAUUUAAUAAAGAAUAUGAUCUAAGUAGCA
This is a messenger RNA of Vicugna pacos (alpaca), 5903 nucleotides long. NCBI's taxonomy places the organism in Eukaryota, Metazoa, Chordata, Mammalia, Artiodactyla, Camelidae. The record is from RefSeq and is a predicted model, not a curated record.